This is a messenger RNA of Cyprinodon tularosa, 1729 nucleotides long. RefSeq names its product tRNA methyltransferase 6 (gene trmt6). Gene Ontology annotation, cellular component: tRNA (m1A) methyltransferase complex; nucleus. The record is from RefSeq and is a predicted model, not a curated record. The transcript is spliced from 12 exons. Bases 199 to 1614 code for a protein of 471 amino acids. Gene Ontology annotation, biological process: tRNA methylation. NCBI's taxonomy places the organism in Eukaryota, Metazoa, Chordata, Actinopteri, Cyprinodontiformes, Cyprinodontidae.
CUUCCUUUAAUAAGUCCUCGGAAGCUAGGGAAGUGGAAGCUAACACGUGGGAAUAACUGUUUAGGGCAGCUUUGUUUAUGCUUUAGUGUUAUUCAGUGCCUUUUUGUGACUUUUCUUACUAAUAUAGCGUUAUAAUUGUUGGCUGAAUUUGUUGUUUAUGUGUCUGCUGUGUUUCUAUGCUGGUCCGCAUAGUUUAUAAUGGCGCACAGUGAAGAUGAUUAUGAGUACAGAAUCAAAGAAGGGGAUCACAUAGUAUUAAAAAGAGGAGACGUCUACAAAGCGGUGCAAAUUCAACGGAAAAAGAAGGUGAUAUUUGAGAAGCAGUGGAUCUUGCUGGAUAACGUUGUGGGACAUUUAUACAGCACCACAUUUGAGAUAUCCUCUGGAGGAACCCUGCAACCAAAGGAAGACGAGGAAACACAAAGCUCCACAGAUGUGAAGGUGACGGGAACAGACAACAGACACAUUGUUGAUGACGGCAAAUCCCAGAAACUGACUCGGGAUGACAUUGAGACGAUGAAAGAGCAAGGCCUAACGGAUAAGGAAAUCAUCAAGCAGCUGAUAGAUAACAGCUCGACGUUUAGCAAUAAGACUGGAUAUGCCCAGGAUAAGUACAUAAAGAAGAAGAAGAAAAAAUAUGAAAAUACAGUAACGGUUCUGAAACCGACCUGUCGCAUCAUAGCCAUGAUGUACCACGGCCGCGAACCAGGGAAGAUCUGCCAUCUACGAUAUGACACUCUGGCGCAGAUGCUGACACUAGCAAACAUCCACGCCGGCAGUAAAGUUCUAGUAUUUGACACCUGUGCUGGGCUUGUACUGGGAGCCAUUAUGGAGAGAAUGGGAGGCUAUGGAUCAGUGAUCCAGAUGUACCCAGGAGGUGGGCCUGUGCGGGCGGGGAUGGAGUGUUUUGGCUUCCCUGCACAUUUUCACGAUAUGCUGCAUGAGUUUCCAAUCUGCCAUGUCAACGCUUUGCUGGCAGGGAAGCUGGACACCAGUGCCAAAGACCCCACUGAAGGGGAAAAGCAGGUGAAAGUGGAUGCAGAGGAGGAGCAGAACCAACCUGAGGCAGAACAACAGGAGGGGAGUCCACAGGAGGAGAAUAUGGAGAUAAACACUGGUGAUGAUGUGGGCCAAGACCCGGAGAAACUGGAGAAGGAGAAACGGCAAGAAGCAAAGGCUCAAGAAAGAAAGGAGAAGUUGGAAGAGAAGAGAAGGAAGUUGGCGGCUGCAGCUGCCCUGCUGGAAGGCAGGAAUGCUGAUGGGUUGGUGAUAGCAAGUCAGUUUCACCCUUCUUCUCUUCUUUUGGGCUUGCUUAAGUUCCUCGCCCCAUCUCGGCCUUUUGUAGUCUAUUCUCAGUACAAAGAGACACUUAUUGAGUGCUACACAAAACUCAAAGAACAAGGUGGGACUGUCAACCUCAUGAUCACAGAUACCUGGCUCAGGCAUUACCAGGUAUUGCCUGAUAGGACACAUCCUCUGCUCCUGAUGAGCGGUGGCGGGGGCUACCUCCUCUCAGGAACAACAGUUGCAUUUGACCACUCCAAACCGGCUGCCUCCCGGCUAGCUGAGGAACCGGCACCAAAGAGACAAAAAGUGAAAGACUCUGAGAAUUAAACACGUGCAGAGAGAUCAGAUCUGUCAGGCACUUCGGCACCACCUGCAGUGGUUCUUCUUUAUACUCUGUUGAACUGAAUAAAGCAGUCCAAGUGUCUGGUUUGGAUCCAUCGGA